Messenger RNA from Lytechinus pictus (painted urchin), 7113 nucleotides. RefSeq lists its product as uncharacterized. NCBI's taxonomy places the organism in Eukaryota, Metazoa, Echinodermata, Echinoidea, Temnopleuroida, Toxopneustidae. The transcript is spliced from 16 exons. The record is from RefSeq and is a predicted model, not a curated record. Bases 421 to 3486 code for a protein of 1021 amino acids.
GCCCUCUACGUUCGUUGAUACACAUAAGAUAUAAGAAACACAUUUUUUUAUGCUUCUUUAAUUAAACCAACCGAUUCAGUUAAGUCACUCAAAUUGGACUUUUGGCAAAUUUGAGGGCAGAUUACAUUUGCCAAAGCCAGUGAAAGAACGCAUCGUAUCAGUUUGAAAAAGAGGGUUACUGACCAGAGAGGAUACGAGCCUUUCAGUGAUCUCCGAACAAAGUUCAAAAGACUGACGAAGAUCAUGGAAAGACAAAACAAAACCUUUGGAAGUUCAUUGAGAGCCCACUGGAAGGCCACUGAAAGACUGUUGAAAGAAUGUUUGAACCAUUUCAAAAAGUUCUUGGGCCCCCAUGAAGAACACAAAAACCAUUCAAAAUCCCCCCACUUAUAAGUUCGUCUAGUUCUUCUCCCAGAGUAAAUGCUGCUUCAAGAUGAUGAAGACAAAUGCAUUGGUUGUGUAUGUAUGUGUGGAACUUUUCACAUACUGUUAUUUCGUAAUAAAAGCUCUUGUUCUUGUAGUGGAGGAAAGGUACUGACAGUGAGUAAAAGGAUUACUCCUACUCCUGGGAGACUGUACUUCAACAUGGAUACAUGUACUGUCUGUGAUGGAAAUCUACAACUUAUGAAGAAACCCCCUGUAACAUUAUGUGCAAAUCUCUCAAAAACCAAUGUUAAGGUUGGCCAAGUACUUCAGCAAAUAGGAUUGUCUGUUGGAAAUGAAGCAAUGUGGAAUAAAAGACGUUGCUGUAUACCAUGUUACCAGCUUCUUGGAAAAUGGAACACUAUUCGAAGGAAUCUGGAAUCUGUCUGCUGUGAGUGGAGAGAAAGAACAGGGAAGUCGCUGCCUGGCCUGCAAGCCAUAGAAAAAGAGACAAAAAAAUCCAGAGUCAUACAGAGCAUCAAACACUCAAACUAUGAUCAAACAUUCCGUCUUCUAAGGGCGUCCAAUGCAGCAUGCAAAGUGUGGAGGAAGGACAUUAUCAAAACCAUAAAAAGCGAAAUGUCAUUUCUCUGUAAAACAUCAAACCUCUUUCCAGAUUCCAGUUCAAAGGAAGAAGAGUUUGACUGGACAAAGAUUCUAGAUAGAGUACAAUCUGCUGCCCCUACGUUCUAUGCUGUCUGCUUGGCGGCCAUAUCUAGAAAGAAUGCCUCACGUGCUUUCCAGAAUGUCAUGAAGAACAGAUUGGGAAUGAUGAUCCUGCUUCCAUUGUAUCAAAGAAGACCCAUGAUCAUGCAAAGAUUGCUACCUGUACCUGUGGCUUCUACAUUGAAGAGAUAUGGCUUAAAGGGAAAGGAUAUGAGCUCUCUCAAGUGUUUUGGUUUGAAAACAUCGGUGACUACCGCCAUGAGAAAAUCAAACCAGCCGAGCAGUGAAGCUGACAAGGUCAUAUCCUCGUGGAAAAUGUCAAUAGAGAGAGAUAUUUCUACACCCACAUUUGAAGGUGCAGCUUCAACAGCAACAUCAACCUUGGCGAUAACUGAACCUCACGCAACUACACCUGUGGACACGAAUCAUCCUGGAUUUUCGAUGGUAUCCCACAAAUCUUAUUGGACGGAACAAAAGGCAGAUGUGACGGAACAAAGGGCAGAUGUGACGGAACAAAGGGUAGAUGUGACAAGCGAUUCACAGAGAGUUACAAGAGUCGGGGCCAAUUCAUACGCCGUCAAAAACCGGAUAUCAUUUCGCGAUGUUGAAAACCAAGACACUCUCACAGCCAGUGACCUCCCAAUUAUGACCUACCUACCCAGCCAGGAUGAUUAUGAAGACCUGAGAAAAAGAAUGUGCAUUCUGGUUGAAAGGAUCCUGAAAGACAACCUCAAUAUAUUUGCCAACGAGUCUGUGAUCUUACACAUUCCUCAUGAAUAUUCUAAAGAAAGCUCACAAAAGAGUGAAUAUGUCAACCUAGGAAUAAUUGAAGAGGAUCCCAAGACCACAAGCGGUAUGCGCAAUAUCAUGACCACCCUUGCCAAAUACAUCCCAGAGGGAUUUCCUGUUCCCUUCCAUGUGGACCAAAGAACUUUGCAGAUAGCAAAUAGUUGUAAAAUGGCAGUAUCAACGGUGCCAGCCCCCCUGAAUAGGCUGCAUGAUCUCAUACCGGUGCCCCAAGAUUUUAACUUCCGAUCCGUUGUGAUUCGGGAUAUCGUAGCUGAACUGUUCACGCCAACAAUCCAUACCGAAGAGGGUAGUCUGAAGCAUCUGAAAGAAUACUUCGGGCACGACAACAUGAACGAAAAGGCGACCAGCUUAAAUCACGCCGACGAUUUCUUACUUUUUAUCACGUGUGCUUUUGUGGUGGGAUUUGCACUGCAAAUCAUAAAAGAUACCCAGACCCCAACUCAAGACAUCAAUGGAUCAUCUACUCCGAGCCUAUCUGUGGUAGCAGAUGAAGUGGUACGGCAAAUAUGGCAUCAGAUUCCCAUGAAUAGGGUGGCUGAUGUCGUAAAUGCGACCGCAGAGGGUCAUGAUGACAAGUGGUGCUUCUGCAAGGAAGAUAUAGAAAAUGCCAAAAUGGUGGAAUGUUCCAAUGUUGAUUGCGAAAAUGGGAAAUGGUUUCAUGAAGACUGUGUGAUGAUUCCAAAUACAGAUGACACUGUGUGGUACUGCACCCCUGCAUGCGAGAAUUCAGAUAAUGGACUGUACUGCAUCUGCAGGAAGAAAGGGGAAUCCCUCACUUGGCAAUGUGGAAAUAAACAUUGCGAACGCGGUCAAAGAUUUCAUCAUCGAUGUGUGAGAACAACAUCGCCUGUUUCACAAGGAAAGUGGUACUGUUCUGAGGAAUGUUCCAAAGUGGCAGGAAAAAAUAAAAUAGAAGGUGAUGAACUCUUGGACUACAUCAAAAGGUGCACUUGGCAGUGUCUAUACAGCGAGAGCAUUCGAGAUGCAGAGAGGGAGGCCGACGGCGUGGCACUAAUGCGCCACUGGAGAAUAUCCAUGCCUGAAUUCUACCGCCUCGGGCAUGACAAGCAUUUUUCUGUUGGCCACCGCUUGCUAUCUGGUGUAGCCGGAUGUUUUCCCCCUCGCAUUGGGAGGGAGAUUGUUCACAAUCGAACAAUAAAUCUCUAUGGAGGUUUAGGGCGGAACCUUGCUCUUGACUUCUUCAUGGAGCAACUUCACCACAAAGCAAAGGGAAUGAUCAAACACAGACUUGGUGGAUACACAACAGGGUCUAAAGCUGCAAAUGGGAAAUUCGAGAGAACACGCAGAAUGAGUCUGAACAGACUCUUUUCCCAGCAAAUAAGUCUGAUGCGACAUGUUGAUAGCGGUGCUUCGUCAAAGUCUAUGAGAAAUCCACGGUUCAAGCGGUAUAAAGUGGAUGUGAAAAAGUUUGCGAGCAAGUUUGGGGACCUCUUCAAGGAAGUGAAGGGUCGAAGCAUCACAUGCCAUAAGUAUGAAGAGCUCAGUACCGAUCAGGCAAUGGAAAUGAAGAAGACACUUUGUGACUUGAACAAAAAAAUUGACAAAGGGGCACUUUCUCAAACAUAACAUUCCCUCAGUUUCGCAAUAAAAGGAUGAUGACCUUGAAACCUCUUGAACAGUACAAAAAUAGUAACAGAUGAAUUAAAAAGAUCAAUGAAAGUUUGAGAAGAUUUGGACUUGUAAUGAGAAUUUUGUAAGAAAACUUAUUCUGACUUAACAACAAAAAAAUGAGAAAGAGGCAAUAUUCUCAAACCUAACAUUCUCUCAAUUGUGCAAUUAACGGAAAUGAAACUCUUGAAACCAGUUGAAGUGUACAAUAGUAAUCUAUAAAUGAUGAAACUGAUUGAUGAAAGUUUGACAAAAGGUGAGAGAAAUUAAGCUGAAUUAGUCAUCACAUGUAGAAAAGAAAAAGAAAGUAUAAUAAUUUUGUUCAAAAACGAAAUCCAUAUCAUUUUUGGAUGUAUCAUCGAUUGGCAUGUUGUUAUAAUGAUUUCAACAAUUAUUAUUUUUUUCUAUAAUGAUUGUAUGUAAAUGUACUUGACAACAAGAUUUGGUAAUUCAAUUCAAACAAAUUCACAUUAAACCUUGAAAUCAGGUUAACCAGUUGAAAAAGAGAUAGAUCAAUGGAAUAUAAUGGAUAAAUAUUGAACAAAAAAUGAGACAGUUCUGAAGAUCAGUGAUAGUUUUAUAUGAAGUGAACAAAUAAGAAAGGUCUGAGCAUUUGGAUGUCAAAAUCACUAUUGCUAUUGAGAUCCUAUUAGCAACACAAGCAAAAUGUGUGAGGUUACGCAUCGUCAGUGAUUUUAUGAACUGGCUCAAACCUCGGCUGGACUCCACAACAUGAUUUCGAGUUAAAGUUUGGAUUUUUUCAGACGCUCAUAACUUCGCGCUUUGAAUGAAACCUGAUUAAAUAUUUAUACCACUUUAAAGCAUACAUUUACAUUCUAUUUUUUUAUAAUAAACAAACUUUGUCUGCAAUUCGUAUUCAUUCUUUCAAUGUUUGCAAUGAAGCGCAUGUAUGCAUUUUAGAAGCAGCUAAUUUUGACAAUAACGGGUAUGAGCCAGUUCAUAAAAUCAUGCGCACUGUUUAUUAGCGGCACAAACCCUGUGCAAACCACAGUUUGAGCCAGUUUGUAAAGUCAUUCAUGCUAUGCGCAUGUUUUUUAGAGGCACAAACCACAUGCCGGGGUAUGCGCCGUAUACGCACAGCAUCUAGGUCAAGUCUUUGACCUGUGAGACUUUAUAGUACACAAAGAAUGGUUUGAGCCAGUUCGUAAUAUCAAAGUAGGGGGUUGAGCUGGUUAGUAAGAAAUAUGAAUAUGCUCUUAUUCUUUAAAUAAUACAAAUUCUAAUCUGAAAUUUUGCAAAUCAAUAGAGUGAAUCACAGGCUUUCAGAAUAUGAAAGAAAUUUUUUUUUCGAAAAAUUUGACCAAAAAUUCGGUUUUAGCCGGUUCAUAAAAUUACUAACGACAUGAGAAACUUUCUGAUUACCUCUUUGCAUAUUUCAUUUAAAUUGCCUUUUAUCAAAUCUAUUGGUACAUGUAUAUCAGUUGUCCUUUUUAAUGAGAGCACAUUUAAGGUUUCUACAAAUUUAUUCUUGAUGAAGAGUUCAAUCAUAAGGAUGAUCAAAACAAGACACAUGUCUUAGUGGUAUUGCCAACAUGAGGAUUUAUUUAUUUAAUUCAUUCAUCAUUUAUGGCUUUUCAAAAUUUAUUCCAGCUCAAGAGUUUAUUCAAUCAUAAGGAUGAUCAAAACAAGAAUUUAUUUUGGUAUGUGUUUAUCCAUCAAAGGCAAUGGGUGAUUUCAAGUCCGGUGUUGGCCUUGGUGUUGGUGUUAGUGUUGAAGUUUGGAUUGCUUCCCCUUGCCCCAAAACUUAUUCAGAGUUUGUAAAACUAACCCAGAUCACAUUAUUGACAUCUCAACAACAAGUGAGUGACUUUUCGGGACCAACUUCAUUUUAUGUUUGGUGUUAUAAUCGUGUUAAAAUUGACCUAACACCAACACCAAAAGGUCAACACUGAACUUGAAAUCACCCAAUGUGUGUGUGUGACAUCACAUGUCUUGGUGGUAUUGCCAACAUGAGGAUCUCCAGUUUAUUUUUUAUUUUUUUUAAAUUUAUUUAUUUAUUCAUUCAUUCAUUCAUUCAUAUGCAUUCAUUCAUUCAUUCAUUCAUUCAUUCAUUCAUUCAUUCAUUCAUUCAUUCAUUCAUUCAUUCAUUCAUUCAUUCAUUCAUUCAUUCAUUCAUAUAUUUAUUUAUUUCAUUUUGUUUACCCAGGGUAAUCCCGUGAAGCACUGCUAAGCAGUAAGCACUGUCUAGAGCUUUAACAUUCUCAACAUUCAAAUGUUCAUGAUUUUUAAUAUGGUUUGUUUAAUUCAAGCUCAUAAUUUGAUUGAUUUUAUACUUAAUUAUUUUUCUUUUUUCUCAGAAGCUUAUCGUUUUCAAGGGAUCCAUUCCCUUUUUAAUUUGUUGAUUGGAAUUUUGCCUUUUAAUUUUGGAUACUGUAUCAGUUAACCACUGAUAGAAAUUGAAGUUUUUAUGAGAUUAAAUAGGGUUGUUUUGAAAAUAUCAAUAAUUAUGUAAGACAGGUUUAUAUUAUUUGCUGAUGAUAUACAUGAAGAUGAGCCAAGCAAUUGGACAGAACAAAACGAGACCCAAAUUUUUAUAUUUUUUAAAAAGAGGUCUUGGCAAUUCUUCAAACUGUUUUAUUAAUGCAUUAAGGUAUCUUUUUUAAAACUUAAAUGAGAGAGUAUCUUGUUAUGGAGAAUAUGUACUAUAUGUAUAUAGACAGAUAGGUUGAAUGAUCAGUUACAUGUAUGCUGGAGUACAACAUUCUACCUCACACAAGUGAACUCUGACUUGCAUUUAAAAUUAGAGUGUUGUGUUCUUUUGUAAUUCAUUCAAUCAAAGCUUUCAUUUUUAUACAGAGAUAUCCAGUGGUGCUCAAAAGGUAGUGAACCCCACCAGAAAAUGAUCAUAUUCAAAGUAUUCAAGUUCUGCCAUGUCUUAGAUAUUUAAUUGUAAAGUCAGGUGAUAAAAUAUUACUUUCAAUAAAGUUUGUUUCAUUGGGCUCGCCAAACAUUGUAGUGUUGUUGUCUACAUUCAACACGCAGCAUGAAAGAGUGGAUUUUGUGAUGGGGUUCACUAACUUUGAGCACAACUGUAAUUGUAAUUGUAUUCUGUACUUCAUCAAGGAUGAUAUGGAAAACCAAAUGAAAAAAAAGAAGAUGUUUUAUGUUUUGGUACAUAAUCUAUAAAAAUGAAAAUUUGACAUUUUUUUCAUACUUCCAGAUAUGUUUUUUAGGACAGGUCCCGUUUUUAGGACAGGUCCCGUAAGGUGAAAACAAAAUAUGAAAUAUUAAUGAUGAAUUGAUGGUGAUGAUACUUCCCAAGAUGGGGAGAGAAUAUUGUUUUUCCUGUUAAAAAUAAAAUAAAUGAAAGUUUGUUUUUAAGAAACUCUGAAUUGCCAGGUGCUCCUUAACCCUAAUUCUCCCGAGGGGGGGGGGGGGGUGGGCCAUAACUCGACAAUUUUCGCGAUAUAUCUGCUGCGAAUUUUUUUUGGACCUCUACGCUCACUGAAUUUUUACUUUCAAGUCAAAAUUCAUAAAUGUAUCCUUAUUUCUACUUUUACUGAUUACACUUAAUUAAUUUUGCCUUGUUUAUGAUCAGAAUUAAGUCUGGAACGAUUUCCAUCG